AAAACAAAAAUCCUCCUUCAAAUAUAAACCCUAAUCGUAUUGUUGAGACUGCGUCUGUUUCUUUUUUGCUUUCUCUCAGCCGUCAGCACCAAUGGGGAAGCACUACAGACCCGCCGGGAAGAAAAAAGAGGGAAAUGCUGCAAAAUAUGUCACCAGGACACAAGCAAUCAGAUUGCUUCAAAUCAGUUUACCACUUUUCAGGAAAUUGUGCAUUUUGAAAGGUAUAACUCCCCGGGAGCCUAAGAAAAAGUUCAAGGGAAAUGAUAAAACUUACUACCAUGUGAAGGAUAUUGCCUUUCUUCAUCAUGAGCCUUUGCUGGAAAUGCAUAGAGCUAUAAGAGUACAUGAGAGAAAAAUUAAGAAAGCAGAGGCGAAGAAAAAUGUUGAACGUGCAAACAGGUUACGGGAGAAAACACCCAAACCCAAGAUAGAUAGAAUAAUUCGACAGAGGUACCCAAGAUUUGUGGAUGCACUUGGAGAAUUGGAUGACUGCCUUACAAUGGUACAUCUUUUUGCAACAGUACCUGCAACUAAGGAGAAAAAAAUUGAUGUAGAUCUUAUUCACAAAUGUCGAAAGUAUGUACUUUGGGGGAAUGUAUUUUAUAUUAAUAUUAACAUCUCAUUGGCAUUUUCAUGCAUUUUCUUAUUUUUUUUUAAAAAGUGCAAGGUUUCACGCUGUAAUAAUAUUCAUCUCAUUUAUUAUUGUUUGAUUUUGUAUUCUAGAUUGGCGCAUGAAUGGCAAGCAUUCAUUGCUCGUACUCACAGGUUAAGAAAAACAUUUGUAUCUGUUAAAGGCAUAUACUACCAGGCUGAAGUUGAGGGUCAGACAAUAACAUGGUUAACUCCUCAUGCACUGCAGCAGGUUGUGCCUGAUGACGUUGACAUCCCUACAAUGCUAAACUUUCUGCAAAUAUACCAGCCUCUUCUCGGUUUUGUCAAUUUCCACCUUUAUCAUUCCAUAAAUUUGAAGUAUCCUCCCUUGCUUGAUCCCGAGUUGGAGGCUGAAGCAGCAGAAGUAUAUGGACUGAUAAGAUACGCCCAAUCAAACAACAAACCCACUAUACUUGAAACUUCUGAAUUAGUUGAAUCUGAACAACUAGAGUCCAAGCAAGAUGGGCCAGAGAUCCAAAACAAAAAAUCUGAACUCAGACUUGCUCAACUUCAGCAUCAACUUCCAUCUAAUGAACCCGGUGCACUAAUGCACCUUGUUGAGAAAGCUGCAGGUGAAGAUGGAGAGGAAUAUGAUGACGAGACAAAACAAUGCAAAAAUCUCUUUCAAAAUGUCAAAAUCUUCUUGAGCAGGGAGGUACCAAGGGAAUCAUUGCAUUUUGUUAUUCCUGCUUUUGGUGGUAUGGUUUCAUGGGAGGGAGAAAAGGCUCCUUUUGCAGAAACUGACCAGAGCAUUACUCAUCAGAUCGUUGAUCGGGAAGCACAAGGACACAGGUUCCUCUCAAGAGAAUAUGUUCAACCACAAUGGGUAUUUGACUGUGUCAAUGCACGAAUAAUUUUGCCAACAGAAAAUUAUAUGGUGGGAAGGAUUCCUCCACCACACUUGUCACCUUUCGUUGACUAUGGCGAAGAAGGGUCAUAUGUUCCAGAUUAUGCAAAGACCAUUAAACACUUGCAAGCUGCUGCUAGAAAGGAAGUCCUUCCUCUUCCAGGUGUUGAAAAAGAUCUGGAAGAUCCUCAAAAUCUUUUGGCGGAGGGUAUCAUUGAUCGAGCAGCUGCUAAUCAAGCGGCUAAGGAAAAGCAGAAGUUGAUGAUUCUGGAGAAGCAAUACCAUGAGGAUUUGAAGAAAGAACUUCAGGGUGAUACAUACACUUCAGCAGGUUCCACUGAAGUGAUCCAGACUGGUGAAUCAUUGAACAAUGGUCAAGCAAACAUUGAUGAUGUUGAUAUGGCUGAACUUGUGAUGCCAAAUAAGAAGAGAAAGCUAUUAAAAGCCAUGGAGAUAUCUAAUCAGCGCAAGCAAAGUAAAAAUGAUACUAUUAUUCGACGGAAAAAGAAACUAGAUGAAGCUCAGAAUCAAAGGAGCUGAAGGAUUCUGCAUCCUCAAGGAUUCUAGCUAUGUCAUCAUUCUGCGUUAUAGGUGCUAGCUGAUUUGAAAAGCUAGUUUUCUUUUGUGGUCGUUUGCAACUAUAACUUAUUUUAGUCUUUGUUCUUUCAGUUUUGUAAUAGAUACACAAAGGACCAAAGCAAAUUUUGAUUUACUUUCAAGUUUUAAAGUUUGUCACACAUCUUGAAAAGGGCAAAAUUGUCAUGAGAUCUAGUGAAAACAUUAUGCUAA
This is a messenger RNA of Trifolium pratense (red clover), 2287 nucleotides long. RefSeq names its product pescadillo homolog. The transcript has 12 exons. Gene Ontology annotation, molecular function: RNA binding. Gene Ontology annotation, biological process: maturation of LSU-rRNA from tricistronic rRNA transcript (SSU-rRNA, 5.8S rRNA, LSU-rRNA); ribosome biogenesis. NCBI's taxonomy places the organism in Eukaryota, Viridiplantae, Streptophyta, Magnoliopsida, Fabales, Fabaceae. The coding region runs from base 92 to 2038 and encodes 648 amino acids. Gene Ontology annotation, cellular component: PeBoW complex; nucleolus. The record is from RefSeq and is a predicted model, not a curated record.